CUCAUGUCUCUCUCCUCUCGGUUUAUUCCUAAUUUUCUGAUUGUCGCGUUGACUUUGCUUCACAUCUUGGCUGCAGAUCUGAUUGUAAUAAGGACGACAGAGCCUUGCGGAUUGUAUUAAAUCACAUGUUUUUGCGUUAAUACCCAGCAGUCCCGUAUCACUAUCUCCUCUCAACACGGAUGUCCAGCUUCCAGGAGGGGCCAUGUAUCAGGGCAUAAUGACCACCAACCACGGACCCCCCUCCUAUGAGGCCGGAUUUCUGCACAACGCCUCGGCGGGCACCUCUCCGGUGUACGUGCCCACCACCCGGGUCGUCACCCCCAUGAUCCCGGCGCUGCCGUACCUCCAGGCUCCCGGUGCGUCGCAGCAGAGCAGCCCGGUGUCGAGCCACUCUGCCUGGGCUCCGCCGUGCGCAGACCCGGUGCCCUCCUACAGCCACUCCACCCCGGUGUCUCCGCGCUUCGCCUUCUCCACCAGCCCGCCUCUGUCCUCCGGGGUGGCCUCGGUCCGGGACACGGCGGCUUCUUACAGCAGCCCGUUAAACAUCUCCUCCAACGGGAGGGAGCACUACAGCGCCCGGAGCCUCAGCGGGUCGUAUCACGGCCACUACCCGGCCUACAUGAGCCCCAACGUGGGUGCGACGUGGUCGGCGUCCCCCUUCGAUAGCCCGGUCCUCCACGGUCUCCAACCCGGUGCUCAUCAUGGCACAACACGGCACCCAAACAUAGACAUGUAUGAUGACUUUGCUGAGGGGCGAGAGUGUGUGAACUGCGGGGCGAUGUCGACCCCCCUCUGGAGGCGGGACGGUACCGGCCACUACCUGUGCAACGCCUGCGGACUGUACCACAAGAUGAACGGCAUCAACAGACCUCUCAUCAAACCUCAGCGACGGCUGUCUGCCUCGAGGAGGGUUGGCCUGUCCUGCACCAACUGUCACACCACCACCACCACCCUGUGGAGACGAAACGCAGAGGGAGAGCCGGUCUGCAACGCCUGUGGCCUCUACAUGAAACUCCACGGGGUAGCACGACCCCUGGCCAUGAAGAAAGAGGGGAUCCAGACCCGCAAACGCAAACCCAAAAGCCUCAACAAAUCCCAAACUGGUGAGCUUCAAAACCACUUGUGCUUAGGGACCCCGGGCAGCGAUGGGACUCCAGUCACGCCAAGCAGCACUCCCCGAGCCUCCACCACCACCGAGGAGCCUCGACAGAUAAAGACAGAGCCGGACACUCAUAGCUUGUACACACACCACAGCGCACACGCACAGAUUUCAGCCCUGCCUACCUACAUGGCAGCUCAAGGCAGUGCCAUUCCUCUCAAGAUGUCCCCUGGGGGCCACGGUUUGUCCUCUGGCUCCAAAGCGGAGCCCUGGAACAACCUCAUCCUGGCCUAGAAGAC
Molecule: messenger RNA, 1398 nt
Organism: Anoplopoma fimbria (sablefish)
Lineage: Eukaryota; Metazoa; Chordata; Actinopteri; Perciformes; Anoplopomatidae
Gene: gata4
Product: GATA binding protein 4
Exons: 6
Coding region: 203-1393 (396 amino acids)
Biological process (GO): cell fate commitment; negative regulation of transcription by RNA polymerase II; positive regulation of transcription by RNA polymerase II
Cellular component (GO): nucleus
Molecular function (GO): RNA polymerase II cis-regulatory region sequence-specific DNA binding; DNA-binding transcription factor activity, RNA polymerase II-specific; zinc ion binding
Source: RefSeq, a predicted model, not a curated record